Molecule: messenger RNA, 945 nt
Organism: Pseudovirgaria hyperparasitica
Lineage: Eukaryota; Fungi; Ascomycota; Dothideomycetes; Acrospermales; Acrospermaceae
Exons: 3
Coding region: 1-945 (314 amino acids)
Biological process (GO): ribosome biogenesis; ribosomal large subunit assembly; cytoplasmic translation
Cellular component (GO): cytosolic large ribosomal subunit
Molecular function (GO): large ribosomal subunit rRNA binding; structural constituent of ribosome
Source: RefSeq, a predicted model, not a curated record
AUGGGGGGCAAAUCUGCAACCAAGGCUGGCUACUUUGACAAGCUCAAGGCCUUGCUCGAAGAGUACAAGAGUAUCUUCAUCGUCACCGUCGACAAUGUCUCAUCCCAACAGAUGCACGAGAUCCGUCACUCCCUUCGUGGCAAGGGUGUCGUUUUGAUGGGCAAGAACACCAUGGUCCGCCGUGCGCUCAAGGGCUUCAUCGGCGAUAACCCGGAGUACGAGCGUCUGUUGCCGUUCGUCAAGGGCAACGUUGGCUUCAUUUUCACCAACGGAGACCUCAAGGAGACCCGUGAGCAGAUUCUCGCCAACCGUGUUGCCGCCCCUGCUCGUGCUGGUGCCGUUGCUCCUGCUGAUGUCUUCGUGCCCGCCGGUAACACUGGUAUGGAACCCGGAAAGACCUCCUUCUUCCAAGCUCUCGGUGUUCCAACCAAGAUUGCUCGUGGUACCAUUGAAAUUACCUCGGACUUGAAGCUCGUUGAGGCUGGUAACAAGGUCGGAGCCUCCGAGGCCACCCUUCUCAACAUGUUGAACAUCUCUCCGUUCACGUACGGUAUGGGUAUCUCCCAAAUUUACGACGACGGACAGACUUUCGACUCAAGCGUGCUCGACAUUGAGGAGUCCCAACUUCUCAAGACUUUCACCUCUGCGAUCGCCACCAUUGCCACCAUCUCCCUUGCCCUCAACUACCCAACACUUCCUUCAGUUAUGCACUCCGUUGUAAACUCUUACAAGAACGUUUUGGCUAUUGCCGUUGGAACCGACUACUCAUGGGAAGGCAUUGAGGAGCUCAAGGACCGCAUCGCCAACCCCGACGCAUACGCAUCCUCAGCUCCCGCUGCCGGUGGUGCUGCCGCUGCCGCAGACGAUGCCCCGGCUGCUGAGGCCGCCAAAGAAGAGGAGGCUGAAGAGUCUGAUGACGACAUGGGCUUCGGUCUGUUCGACUAA